AUGGCCUCGUCGGUCUACUUCCAGCAAAACGGAAAUGGCUACGCGGAACGCACACGUUUCAACGGUCUUCCCACUCACUCGACCGCUGUCCGAGAAAAAUGGCAUCGACAUCAUCCCACCUCGUCCUGGUUCAUACCUCUAUCACUGCCUAUACCGGGCGUGCGCACGCGUCGCCUGCGACUAAUGGCUCCCAAUCCAGCGCGCCUGCAUCAGUUUAGCGUCACUCGGUUUGGGCGGAGGAGAGGGCCGCUCAUACUGUGCAUGGGUCUCUUCAUCAUGGUGUUCACCGUAUUCGCGUUCCACAAACGCUUUGCGACAGAAGAGAAAAAGUGGCCGCUCUCGUCCGGAGAGUCGGGUACCCUCGUCUACAGACCGGAGGACUUGCAGCGAAUAUGGGAAUGGGAGAUCGCAGCGGGGCACUAUCCAAGCAGCAGGAAGCUUCCAAAACAGAUUGGAAUGACCACACCACCGCUGAAUCCCGCGCUGCCAGCACGCAAGUCGGCAAAUAUUCCAUCACGGUAUAGGUCGCCCAUUAUAACGAACACUAUUGGCAAUGGUGCCAAACGCGUCUAUCUGGACAUACAGGCAAGCCCUCCUAAUGUUGCUUAUCCUCCGAGGCCGGUCCCGGGGAGUGUCGCGGAUAUGGACGUCAUUAUGGAGCACUGUGACUUCUCGGCCAACAAGUAUGUGCGAGACUGUCUGGAGGUCCUUCGGAUAGGUGCUGGACUGGACAACCAGGCCAGACUGCGGAGAGGGAAGAUGGAUGACUGGAAAUACAUAUAUAUUGAGGACGGAGAGUCCGAAAACAUCACAGAGCCUGAUGCCAUGCUCAAGCCCAAUUAUGCAUCAUUGAAGACUCAAGGUGAAUCCGAGCUCAACAAUGACUUCAGCAAGAAGCGUGGCGUCGAUUGGGAACCCCAUCUGAACUUGUCCCCGCCGCCGAAGUACAGACCGUACAAGGAUCAGCCUAUGCCGUGCGACAAUGAGAACCCCCGGAUAUUCCAUCUGUUCUGGGCAGGAGACUUUACGGACAAGCCGUAUCUCGCGCUCCUGUCGUUCCUAUUCACUCAGAACCUAGGCCUCCACCUUGAUGAUGACCACCAAGAUCCAUAUGUGUGCCGUCCCAAGUUCUGGGUGUGGAUCAAUCCCGGGCCUGCAGCUGCCAUUCCCAACCCCAGUGCUAUGCGGGAGAUGUUCGACAAGCUGAAAUCCAACCCGUGGGCAUCGCCCUUCCUGCACCCGCGAUUCAAGGACGUCAUUCAGUUCAAGCUGUGGAACACUACCGAACAGCUGGAUGGCAUUCCGGAGCUCAAAGACGAGUGGAGGUCGUUGCGGGACACUCUGUUCAAUUCGGGAGGGUUUGUUGAGAAGGUGCAGAUUCAAGAGCAGGAUGAUACCGUUGAUGAGGUGGCCGGGGAAAAUGGGGAGGACGGCGAGGGUGCAACGGUCGCGGCGGCGCCAGCUCCUACGAAGGGCAAAGACGACAAGUUCAACCGCGUUGGUUCCACGUCGGCUGCUGCGUAUGACAGACUGUCGGUCAUUCUUUCGGACAUGGCGCGGUUCGUCCUAUGCCAUAGGUUCGGUGGGAUCUACCUCGAUGCAGACACGAUUUUCCUACGUGACUGGGAGGAGCUCUGGGGUUGGAGGGGCGCAUUUGCAUACCGAUGGUCUCGUCUGGAGACGUACAAUACGGCCGUGCUGCACAUGAACAAGGGUUCGGCCUUGGGAACGUUCCUCUUCCGUACUGCCCUCAAGAACCGUUUGGACUUCCACCCCAUGACAAUUGCAAAGUACACGAAAGACGCCUACACGGAGGGCCUGCUUUUGCGUCUUCCGGAUGCGCUAUUCGAUUCUGCAUGGUUAAACACGGAGUAUUGGCAAAGAGAUCGUCCACCUCAGCCGUAUCUCACGGAGUUCCGCCAUUUUUUCGAGGCUCCAAGGGAUCAGAGCGCGGCUCCCGCUGCUCUGGGCUUUGACGGCUUCUUCAAGGGUGCCUACUCGUACCAUUUCCACAACUUCUGGUGGCUCCCGUUUGACCCUUUACGGAACUGGCCUGACCUGGGUGAGCGGUUCAUCAGUGGCGAGCGGAUUGCUCGAGCUGCUGCAGCUGCCGAGUCUGGCACAGUCAUUCCCGAUCAAGAGGACGACGUUGUAGCGAACGACAAGCGCGACCUCGACUGGGCAACGGUGCUCAAGCGGACAUUCGAAGCAUACAUCCGCGGGGAGCGGCCCAACAUGUAUGGGGAAUGGCUAAAGUGGUAA
Molecule: messenger RNA, 2262 nt
Organism: Laetiporus sulphureus 93-53
Lineage: Eukaryota; Fungi; Basidiomycota; Agaricomycetes; Polyporales; Laetiporaceae
Exons: 5
Coding region: 1-2262 (753 amino acids)
Biological process (GO): maturation of SSU-rRNA from tricistronic rRNA transcript (SSU-rRNA, 5.8S rRNA, LSU-rRNA)
Cellular component (GO): nucleolus; small-subunit processome
Source: RefSeq, a predicted model, not a curated record